AGAUUCCAGGUUGACUUCCACGAAUCCCGCACGUAUCCACAAACCCGACCCGAAUUCAAAGAAAUUGCUGCAUAUACACUGUGAGAAACUGAAGAGAGAAAAAGCGAGGCGCAUCGUCCAUUUGGAAAUUGGUUUAGAGCAUAUUCGUCUUGGAAUCCAGGGAAUUAGUAAAAUUUUCUGCUGGGGCAAUGGCCGUUACAGUGAAGCAGAUGUCUUUGAUAGUGGCCUUUUUUGGUGUAUUGUCCUUCAUAUUUGGAGUUGUUGCUGAGAAUAAGAAGCCUGCUUCUGGAACUCCAAUCACAGGAAAAGAUGUUGUUAUCUGCAAGUACCCUUCUGAUCCAACAGUUGUUUUAGGAUAUCUGUCUUUUGCAUUUCUCAUUGCAUCUUCACUGGCUGGAUUUCUGUCAUUGUUUUACCCCUACAAAGGAAAGUCCCUUCCACAAGGGGCUUUGUUCCGAAGCUCUAGCUUCAUUGUAUUCUUCAACAUUUCUUUGUUUACAGCCGGACUUGCUGCAGCACUGUUGUUGUGGCCAACAAUUACAGAGCAACUCCACUUGAAAAACAACGUUCAUCACAAUCUUAAAACAGAAUGUCCCACUGCUAAGACCGGUCUCCUUGGUGGUGGUGCUUUUGUGUCCCUUGAUUCAGCCCUCUUCUGGUUGGUUGCCCUUAUGUUGGCUGACAAUGCUAGAGAGGACUACUUUGAGGAGGUAGAAAAUGAUACUAAGGGUGAAUACGGGCAGAUCACCACAGCUCAAUAUGAUUCUCAGCUAAGUCUGAAGGGAAGUGCGUGAAGUUUAUGAUGUUCAGCAAGAACAACUUUAAAAGUUAAGAUGUCUUUCUCUUUGCUGGUUCAGACUUCAAAUUUUAUACUUAAAAGUUAUCAGCUACUGCUCUUUAAGUUUUUAUGCAAUGAAAAUCGAAUUUGUAAUUAAUAUUCAUGACCAUUCUCUACUUUUCGUUUUCUUUGUUUAGGUGGUUUAUUGGGUAAAUGUAGCAUGCUUAACACUUUAGUGUUGCCAUUCAAUAAGGCUACUUCAUUUGACUUA
This is a messenger RNA of Ziziphus jujuba (common jujube), 1049 nucleotides long. RefSeq lists its product as uncharacterized. The transcript has 4 exons. NCBI's taxonomy places the organism in Eukaryota, Viridiplantae, Streptophyta, Magnoliopsida, Rosales, Rhamnaceae. The record is from RefSeq and is a predicted model, not a curated record. Bases 189 to 794 code for a protein of 201 amino acids.